Molecule: messenger RNA, 1206 nt
Organism: Metarhizium brunneum ARSEF 3297
Lineage: Eukaryota; Fungi; Ascomycota; Sordariomycetes; Hypocreales; Clavicipitaceae
Source: RefSeq, a predicted model, not a curated record
AUGGCCAACAAGACCUUUGACUAUGGUGAUCUCAGAAUCACCAUGACCUCUGGCUAUAGAUGGGUUUGGGACGACACUGGCAGCGGUGCUCGCCGGAGCGUCUGCUUGUGGACUCCCAACGCCCAAGGGAAUCUCUGUCCUGUCGGUGAUUACGCCGCACCGGAAGGGUACUGGGAAAUCAACGGCCACCGCGCUUCCCUCUUGGUGGGACAAAAUCCCAACACGACUCCAAAGAAACCCGCCGUAGCCAGGCCUACCGGCUACACCAAGGUCUGGGGCGACUGGGGCAGCGGCGGGAAGCACGACGGAAUCAUCUGGCACCCUACUGCCCCGGCAGGAUACGUCGCCCUCGGGGACGUUGGCACGUACGGCUACGACACCAAGCCCGAUGUGAACAGGAUAUGGUGUGUCCGCGAAGACCUCGUCGGCUACGGCAAGUUCUUGGCCACCAGCACGUGGGACGACGGCGGUUCGGGCGCAGGUUCAGACUGCUCUCUGUGGGCAGUACAGCCCGGCGACGUCGGCGUUGAUGGGGCGGAACGUCUCCCCGUGCUGGCCGAUACGUUUGUUGCCCGAAGCAACUACGCACGUCCUGGCGGUGAACAAGCGCGUGUUCUCCUGCUGCCGGUGCCCAAGAAGUACGACGAGUACGAUGUUGCCGUGCCCAAGGUUGAGGCUCGUCAUAUCCCAUCGAGAGGCGACCAGAUCCAAUCUACGGAGCAGUGCAAAGCGACGUUGCCGUUUCACUUCUUCUUUCCGCCAAAUCAUCAAGAUAGCCUGGACAAUAUUCGUAAUCCGUUCUUGACCGUAAGUCGGACCAUUGCCUGGUACGUGGAAGGCGUAUGGGUCAACGACGGCGAAGGCGACUAUUCUCGCCAGCAGAGGAUCUUGUAUGGUGUCAGCAAGGAGCAGCGUGAGGAGAUGACGCACACGGUUGGCGUCGAGAUAUCCGCCACCUACGGUAUCAAAUUGUCCAGUGUGUCGGUGACACUCAAUUACCAGUUUACGCAUACCAGUUCGACGUCCCUCACAGAGUACUCUGAGAGAGAGGUGACCGAGACGAUCAAUGUGCCCAAGCAUAGUGCGAGUGUCUUGUUCACCAAACACGUCUGGAUCAAGGUGUAUCGCUUGGAUAGUCCUGUCGUUUUGCGACAGAUAGAGAUGACGGCCAAUGAUGACUUUAGGAUGGGCAGUUGCACGCUAUAA